Hyla sarda is the source of this 1515-nucleotide messenger RNA. It is a transcript of the gene YIPF3, whose product is annotated as Yip1 domain family member 3. The record is from RefSeq and is a predicted model, not a curated record. The transcript is spliced from 9 exons. Bases 95 to 1114 code for a protein of 339 amino acids. NCBI's taxonomy places the organism in Eukaryota, Metazoa, Chordata, Amphibia, Anura, Hylidae. Gene Ontology annotation, cellular component: Golgi apparatus.
GGGGGCAGUAUAUAGAGGGGGCCGUAUCCAGUGUAGGGGGCAGUAUAUACAGGGGGCAGUUUCCAGUGUACUUUGCAGGGGGCAGUAGGAGAGGAUGGCGGGGAGUAGGACGCUGACCUCGGCUGAUUGGGGCGGCUUUGAGGACAACAUGCAGGGCGGGGCUGGAGCUGCUGUGAUUGACAUGGAGAACAUGGACGACACAUCAGGGUCCAGUUUCGAGGAUAUGGGAGAGAUUCAUCAGAGGAUGAAGGAGGACGAGGUGGAGGUGGAAGGAGAAGCAGACGGUGUCCCGGAGGAGGGCGAGGAGGAUGGAGCAUUCCUGGGCAUGAAGGGCCUGAAGGGACAGCUGGGUCGGCAGGUGGCGGAUGAGAUGUGGCAGGCAGGGAAGAGACAGGCGUCCAAGGCGUUCAACCUCUACGCCAACAUAGACAUCCUGCGGCCAUACUUCGAUGUGGAGCCUGUGCAGGUCCGGAACCGGCUCCUGGAGUCCAUGAUCCCAGUCAGAAUGAUAAACUUCCCCCAGAAGGUCGCGGGGGAGCUGUACGGACCCCUCAUGCUGGUGUUCACCAUGGUGGCCAUUCUCCUGCAUGGAAUGAAGUCAUCAGGAACAGUUAUUGUAGAGGGCACCCUCAUGGGCACUGCCAUUGGCACCUGCUUUGGGUAUUGGUUGGGGAUCUCGUCACUCAUUUACUUUAUUGCUUAUCUGUGUAACGCCCAGAUCACUAUGCUGCAGACCCUGUCCCUGUUGGGGUACGGUCUCUUCGGACAUUGUGUCGUCCUCCUCAUCACCUAUAACAUCCAUUUCCACUCUCUGUUCUACAUCUUCUGGUUGUGUAUUGGGGGCCUGUCCACACUGCGCAUGGUGGCGGUUCUGCUGUCGAGGACGGUGGGUAAGACCCAGAGACUGGUCCUGUGUGGAUCCAUCGCCGCGCUGCACAUGCUCUUCCUGCUCUACCUGCAUUUUGCCUAUCACAAGGUCGUAGAAGGUAUCCUGGACACGUUGGAUGGACAGAACGUGGCUCCGCCUUUUCAGAGAGUGGCUCGUGACCUGUCAGUGGGCACCAAUUCUGUCGCCAACACCACGGUGCACAUCCUGAGCGUCCAGUCCCGCUGAGUGCUGCGUGGCUCCGGUGCUGGAGGAGGAGACUAUCCUUAUGGCACUAUCCGCCUGUUCACACCCGGUCUUACUGUCUACAAGGGUUAAUGGAAGCUGUGCCCAUCCCCCCAAUUGAUUUUCUAUAGUCACCAUGACACCUGGGAACACCCCCGUUUUAUCUGACCCCGCCCACGCGGUGCUUCUGCUGGAUCGGACUCUUGUGCACUGUAGACAGGUGGGGUAGUGCUUAUCUCUAUUCUCUGUCCUGCCCUCCAUGUUGCCCCCUACCUGCUCACGUCUGAUAAUAAUUAGUAAUAAAGGGGGAGGUGCAGGGCAGGCGGUGCCCCCUGGGGGAGGGGUCGUGGGGUCUUAUUGUAUGUGGAGUCUUUGGUCUUGAGUAAAUAAAAUAAUAAGUCAUG